AGGGUUAUAACGUGGCAUCAAUACCUAUGCCCAAGCGGAGAGUCGUAAGUCAACCACUUUUGUCCAAUGUCAAAGAAUUACCUGAUGUUCCAAAUGUUGAGCCCUUAGAAGAAGAAGAAGAAGAAGAUUUAGAACAGAUGCAUAGUAAUUCAUCUAAGUCUAGUUCAACGUCCGUACAUGACCUGAGACAUGAAAUUGCCUCCCAAGAAUCAAAUAUAAGACCUCCACCACCAAGCUAUAACAACUCAUACAAUUCACAGUAUUUACACUCGAAACAUAGUCUGACUUACUCCAGUAAUAGUAUUGAAUACAUGCUCAAUUACCCUAGUCAGAAACAUCAAGAACCUCCCCAAUCACCAGAUUCAAGUUACAACUCGGUUAAUUCCCUAUAUUAUACUCCUCAAGAAUACCACGCAUCUUAUGCGCUUGACAGCAUCGAGUAUCCGAAACUUGAAACAUCACAAUAUAGGACCAAACAACAACUGGACUCCAAAAACACCAGCUACGGCACAUACAAAUUACAUUUCAGACCUACAGAAUACCGUCUGUCUUUCUCAGAUGACAAUAUGGAUUAUCUCUCUCACGAAUUUUCAAAUCUUGAAAUUGCAAAAAGUAAUGAAGAUAGUUUAUUUUCUAACCCAUUAGUUGACCCUGGUUCAUCACAAGAAGAUUUGUAUUUAACGAUUUCUCCAGAAGAAACUAAGAAACAAUUAUCACCAGUUCCUGAAAUUCUUCCCAAAGUUCGCAAGAGUAAUUCCAAACACAAACCAAAACCACCGGUAUUUCACAAUAGUUUAUAUUCGGAAAAACAUACUAUCAUUGAACAAGUGAAACAACGUCCAUUUAGUUAUUGUCUUGACUCAAAGCAUAAUUAUGAAGAUAGCAGAUAUCCUAUAGCUCCACCAAUUAAGAAAGUGCAAGAUAUAAACAAACCUAGAGCUACUAAGAGGAACUCCACAUUAACUAUUAAUACCACAAAUACAAACGUGAAUGAACAAAGGAGAUCAGUAAGUGACUUGCAGCAAUACAUAAAGACAAGCAAGGAAAAAUUCAACAAUAAUCGUAUAGUGUCAUUUGUUAGAGAAAAGAGUAAAGAAGUGACCCCACCCAAGCAAGAAAUGCCCAAAGUCGAGAAGAAAUUGUCGUUUGCUAGAGAAAAUACCAAGGAGUCUGUCGUUACUUCAAAGAAAGAAAAGCCUAGAACCGAAAAGACAUUGCCUGCUCCUCCCACAGUUCCUGUGAAAGAUAAAUCGUUACCAACGCCUCCACCUAUAUUUCCACCUGUACAAAAUAUGAACAAACCAAUUGCAUAUAAAGUUAGAAUUAUACACAAAUAGACUAGAUAUUUAUAAUUUAACAAUUAAAUCGUCAUUUUUAUACUUGUCAAUGAUAUCCUCAAUAUCAUACUUCUUUGCAAUUUCUUUAUUAAUAAACCUCCCUCCUAAAUAGUGAACCUUAUCUUUACCACUUUCGACAAAUCUAGCAGCACAUGGUUUUGGAGCAGUUAAACUUAUCAACAUUGAUGCAUUAAUGUCUAUAUCUGUAGGACCUUGGUCAACAUCCCAUCCUGAUGGAAUAUCAACUGCUACGACAGGAGCAAUCUUGUCAUGAUUCACGGAAAGAAAACUAAUUAAAUCUUUGAAUGGUUCUCUAAUUGGUGGUUUGAAUGAAAAUCCAAAUAAUGAAUCAAUGAUUAAUUUAACUUCACCUUUGUUAUUAAGCAAUGCUUUCACCUCUUCUAAUGUUUGUAAUUCUCCCACUUGUAAAUCUUGCAAUUGUUUAACAAGGUUAGAAUACAAUUGGUUGCUGGUUUUUUUAGGAUAGUACAACACCGGAUCAUAUGACCCCCAAGUUUUCAAAUGACGAGCAGCAACCAAUCCAUCACCACCAUUAUUUCCCGGACCUACAAGAACCAACACUUUAUUGGGAGUCCCUGUAGAAGGAGGGUACUGUUUAUAUAUUGCUUUUGCAACAGCCAAACCUGCCAAUUCCAUCAAUUGAUCAAUCGAAAAUGCACCCGUUGACAUCAAUUCUCCGUCCAAUUGAGCAGCCGAUUUGGCCGACAAUGUCUUGAAUCCAGCUUUUAUCAUGGUUGUAUACUGAGAUGCAAUCGAGAAUAAUAUAAUUGCUGUAGAAACGAAAAAAAUAGUGAUCCCCUUAUUAUUCAUUAAGGGGGGUAUACAAAAGUGUCGUGAUAUUUUUCUAAUUGGCCCACACAGAAGAAAUUCACUUUUUGACAUAUGUCCUUUCACCCUUUUAAAGUUUAUUUUCUUCUGUAUUACAGUUGUAGUUAUAGUCCUUCCUAU
Molecule: messenger RNA, 2306 nt
Organism: Spathaspora passalidarum NRRL Y-27907
Lineage: Eukaryota; Fungi; Ascomycota; Pichiomycetes; Serinales; Debaryomycetaceae
Exons: 1
Source: RefSeq, a predicted model, not a curated record